UUGGGAGGAACUGGGAAAAGAUGGCAGCUUCCUUUUGUUUGUGGGGAUUUGCUGUGCUCCGAGGAACGAUUUAAGGACAUUUUUCAGCAGAUUCUUGGCAUUCUCGAGGCUCCUUAGUGCCUGAUACCUAAACCCUUGAACCAGGAGAACAUGGAGAAGAGCGGGAGUAUCGACAGUUUGGGCUCGAAGCGCUUCUCUUCCCGACAGCCAAGUGUUGAUUCAUUGUCCAGCACUUCCACCUCUCGGUCUGACCGGUCGGCCCAGGCCAAACCUCCGUCCACCAUGUCCUCUGACUCGGUGUCAACGUCUGCAGAGCUUUCUCCGGAGCUCAGGGUUAAGCCCAAAACCCCUGCCAAGCAGGUUCUUAGAGAUUCAGACAAAGAAGAACUACAGUUACUUCCAAACGAAAUCAUUCAAGACACUGCCCAAGAUAUUACCUACUUCUGCCCUUUUACUGGAGCCCUGAGGGGAACGGUGACGGUUACCAACUACAGGCUUUUCUUUAAAUGCAUGGACAGGGAACCGGCGUUUGUUCUGGACUUGCCUCUCGGGGUGGUGAGUCGCGUGGAAAAGAUCGGAGGCGCUUCAAGCCGUGGUGAUUUGUCCUAUGGGCUAGUGUGCAAGGAUAUGCGUAAUCUUCGAUUUGCACACAAACAGAUGGAGGACACUCUCAGGAAGUCGAUUUUCGAAGUGCUGACCAAAUUUGCAUUUCCUGUUUCCAAUGGUUUGCAAAUCUUUGCAUUUGAAUAUGGGCAAGUGUUUCCUGAAAACGGAUGGAAGGUGUAUGAUGCGGUCUCAGAAUAUAAACGACAGGGUAUACCCAAUGAAAGCUGGAGGAUAACAAAAGUAAACGAUCACUACGAGCUUUGUGACACCUACCCAUCAACUCUGGCCGUGCCUGUCAAUAUACCAGACGAAGAGCUGAAGAGAGUAGCCACAUUCCGAGCGAAGGGAAGGAUACCGGUGUUGUCGUGGAUCCAUCCAGAGAGCCAGGCCACGGUGACACGCUGCAGUCAGCCAAUGGUUGGGGUGAACGGGAAGCGCAGCAAAGAGGAUGAGAAAUACCUCCAGGCGAUCAUGGACGCCAACGCUCAGUCCCAUAAACUCUUCAUUUUCGAUGCCAGGCCCAGUGUCAACGCUGCUGCCAACAAGAUGAAAGGUGGCGGAUAUGAAAGUGAGGAUGCAUAUCAAAACGCUGAGCUGGUGUUUCUGGAUAUUCACAAUAUCCACGUGAUGAGAGAGUCACUCCGCAAGCUGAAGGAGGUGGUCUACCCCAAUAUUGAAGAUUCCCACUGGCUCUCCAAUCUGGAGUCCACUCAUUGGCUCGAGCACAUCAAGUUGAUCAUGGCAGGAGCACUGAGGAUUGCCGACAAAGUGGAGUCCGGGAAAACGUCGGUGGUGGUGCACUGCAGCGACGGCUGGGACCGCACAGCUCAGCUCACCUCCUUGGCAAUGCUCAUGCUGGACGGAUACUACCGCACCAUUCGCGGAUUCGAGGUGCUGCUCGAGAAAGAGUGGCUGAGUUUCGGCCACCGCUUCCAACUGCGUAUCGGUCAUGGCGAUAAAAACCACACGGAUGCAGAUCGUUCGCCUGUUUUCAUUCAGUUCGUUGACUGUGUCUGGCAGUUGACUCGUCAGUUUCCUGCGGCCUUUGAGUUUAACGAGAACUUCCUGGUAACCAUCCUGGACCACCUGUACAGCUGCCUGUUUGGGACGUUCUUGUGUAACAGCGAACAGCAGAGGCUGAAGGAAGAGAUUCCCAAAAGGUCAGUCUCCCUGUGGUCCUAUAUCAACAGCCAGCUGGAGGAGUUUACCAAUCCUUUGUAUGUCAACUACUCCAACCACGUGCUGUUCCCUGUAGUCAGCUUGCGCCACCUGGAGCUUUGGGUUGGCUACUACAUCCGAUGGAACCCUCGCAUGAGACCUCAGGAACCCGUCCAUCAGCGCCACAAGGAGCUGCUAGCAAAGCGCGCUGAGCUGCAGAAAAGAGUGGAUGAGUUACAGCGAGAGGUGACCAACCGCUCGGCCUCCUCUUCAUCUGAGCUGCCGGGCUCCCCCACACGCUCCAUCACCCCAGUGCAGACUUUUGUUUGACGCAACGUGAGCCUCAUGGCUGUCCCAAGAAGCUAAGUCCUUCCUGUGAGAAUGUGCCAUGCAAUAGGAAUAAGUCGGCCAGUCUUGGAUUGGCCUGCGUUAUACACUACCACCAAAAGUCUGAAGUAGCAGAUGACUGUAUCUGCAUUGCUCACAUUUCAUGUAGAGUCUACUUGGAGCAGAAGUGUCUGUCUCAGACGGCUUUACUACAGCCAUAUUGUUCUCUUCUUCCAGGGCUGAGAGGACGUGCAACCACAACAGUGACUGUUUAGAAAAUCCGCCUAUACACAAUCAGUGUUUUUAUAAAGUACACUAAAUAUUACUCGGGUUAAAUGUUUAUGCCUUAUGCACGUCAUAGACACUCAUUCCUUGAUAUUCAUUUGAAAACACUACAGCUGAAGCAAUUGUGUAGAUGUGCAGUGUCACAAGAAACUAGCACUAACACUAACUGUCUUGGGAGCUGUUAAAUAUUCAUUUAAAAUGUAGCUAAAGGGCUGUAACAUUCGCUUCUUCUAGUAAGUAGAGUGCAUUAAAAGAAAGUUGAAGUUUUCUUCAGAAAUUAUUCCUAUUAGAUUGUUGUGACCAAAUAAGUUUUUUUUUUAUGUGUAUGUAUGAUAUUCCUUUCACUGAGGGGAUUUAAGUUUUAUAAGUUUCAUUUUUCUAACUAGUUUCUGACAUUAUUUAUUAUACUUUACUUCAGACAAACAUUCUCUGACUCAAUUAAGAGAUGUCUCCAUGCAAUAUUAAUAAGCUUCCAAGAAUAUGCAACAGUUCAUUUGUCCCGAAAGUCAUUUACUAAGAAUAUUUAUGUGUGAAGAUUUCUUGGAGAUGGCUUUUAAAACAGAUACUCGCUUUAAGGGCAAUAGAUUGUGUAACACCACUAAAUGCUUUGCUUAGUUUUUUAGUUCCAUGAAUCUGAAGUAAUAUCUGUGCCUUGUUCUGAAUAACAGGGAGGAUAAGUAAAGGAUAGAGUGAACAGUUUGUAACUGCCCAUGUUACAACAGUGUUAGCCUUUCCGCUGCACAUGUUAAUAAAUGGAAUAAACGAGCAUUAUCAUGGCAUGAACACCACACCUGCCAGUUGAUUUCUUGGGUUUAGCUGUUUCAGAUUAACUCCAUAACCAUAUCAUCAAUAAUUAGAAUCGGGAUCUUGUCAGAAAGUCUAAGAUAUAGAGUGCCUUUUAUUACAAAUUAGAAAAGAUUGAGUUUACAGUGUAACUGUGGGAUUGUCCAACGUGACAAGAUAGCCCAAUAUAGCUCAUGGCCCAAACGCAAUCUGUUUCAUUUUAUACCGUAGCUUCAAGAAAUCAUUUACAUGUUGUGAGUCAUUUUACCCAUUACAUUUGUUUGUACAUUUACAUUGACACCAGUCUUGAAAAACUGGAAUUCUGAAGUUGAAUUUGAUGAAAGUGAUUUGCUGCCAUUGUGCAUUCACAUGUCAAACUGUGUUAAAAUAUUUAAUAAAAUCAUAUAUACUAUUGUCAAA
This is a messenger RNA of Mugil cephalus (flathead mullet), 3579 nucleotides long. It is a transcript of the gene mtmr2, whose product is annotated as myotubularin related protein 2. Gene Ontology annotation, molecular function: phosphatidylinositol-3,5-bisphosphate 3-phosphatase activity. Lineage: Eukaryota; Metazoa; Chordata; Actinopteri; Mugiliformes; Mugilidae. Gene Ontology annotation, biological process: dephosphorylation. The record is from RefSeq and is a predicted model, not a curated record. The coding region runs from base 151 to 2094 and encodes 647 amino acids. The transcript has 16 exons.